Molecule: messenger RNA, 1566 nt
Organism: Mycotypha africana
Lineage: Eukaryota; Fungi; Mucoromycota; Mucoromycetes; Mucorales; Mycotyphaceae
Product: major facilitator superfamily domain-containing protein
Exons: 4
Coding region: 1-1566 (521 amino acids)
Cellular component (GO): membrane
Source: RefSeq, a predicted model, not a curated record
AUGAUGAUGCUGCACUCAUCAUCCAAUAAAUUUCUGUUGACGCUAUCUUUCUUAUCAGCCCAAUUAGUAGCUAUCGUAUCAGGCCCACAAUAUAUAUACCCUACGUUUGGUGGAGCGCUAAAUGAUCGCUUCCAAUGGACGCCGUUAGAGUGCAGUUUUGUCAGUACAGCAUGCUUUAUAGGCGUAUCAUUUUCAGGGCCUCUCAGUUCUUGGAUGAUUGCGAAAUCAGGAAUACCAUGGACACUGCGUAUUUCUGCUCUUCUAGCUUUUUCCGGUCUGUCCUUCGUGGCAGAGACUUACGUUGGUAGGCUUCCUGGUUAUGCGUCUCUUUGUACGGUUUAUUUGAUAGUUACUGGCUUUGCAGGUGCAGCUGCUUAUUUAUGUGCUCUUGACUCACAGUCAUAUAACUUUCAACAAAAUCGAGGGUUGAGUAUGGGUUUAACAACUGCUGCUGUUGGUAUUUCUGGCAUUGUAUUUUCCAAGAUAAAUGAUAACUUCUUUUCCACAACAGCAAAGAACAGCAGCGACGUUCUGGAUGACAGUUUGUACAAUGAUAGUGUUUAUCAUUACCUUUAUUUUAUUGCCUGUACAAUGUGUCUGUGUAAAUUUCUUGGAUCUUUUUUUCUGGGACCCAUCCAUUCACUUAAUGACAACGAUAAGUACAUCUAUCAGGCCUUGCAAAGCGAUGAAUCGACACUGGAAUUUGAAGCAAACUCUUCGCGGAUUAAAAAUAGUGGCAACUGCAGUGAAAAUGAUUUAUCAUUGAUGCUUUUAAAGAAUACAACGCAAGAGAAUGAUGGCGAUCAACUAUCGACAGUACAUAUAGCCUCUGAUUGUGAGUCACAAUUAUGCAUUCAGAAAGACAAUGAAAGUGUUGCAACAACUGCAGCAUUCUUUAAGCAUUCUUUCGGCUUCAGUCUGUUUUGUACCUUAUUUACUGUUCUGGGACUAGGCUAUAUCUAUCUUGCGAAUAUUGGCAAGAUCAUUUAUAGCAGCAUCAGUCUUAAUGGUUCAACACAAGAGCUACAGCAGCAUUUAAUAAAUUUGCAUGUUGCACUUUUCAGUUUGGGCAAUUGCGGUUCACGAGCCAUUUUUGGUGCAGUGAGCGAUCUUAUGACACAGAAAGUAAGGCUUCAUCGAUUAUGGAUUUUCGUCGUAGCAACCGUGCUUAUGUUGACGACCGCGACGUUUCUGAUUUCGUACGAAACUAUUUCCGCCAGCACAUUGAAGCUUUGUACCUUGUCAAUGGCCUCUGCUUAUGGUAUUGUGUUUGGAGUUGCACCAGCAGCCACGACGGAGUUUGGGGGGACGAAGGCCUUUGUGAAAAAUUGGGGAUAUUUGCUGUUCGCACCAGCUUUUGGCAGCCAAAUAUUUAAUAUUUUGUUCGGAUACAGCUAUGAUGAUAAGUCCAAAGCGCAAAAGAGCGAAAAUAAUAUGUGCUAUGGAACAAGUUGUUUCAAAGCUACUUUUCAAAUUUGCAUUGUCUGCGGGCUAUUAGCACUUGUAAUUUUGCUAAUGGCUAUUCGUAAGGCUCGUUCUUACAACAGCAAAAGAGCUUUUGCUUAA